AUGGGAAUUCCUGGUCUCUGGGCCGAGCUGGCUCCCGCAGCCGAAACAACAACACUACACUCGUACCUCCUCACCAGCUUUGUCCAAAAUCGCAACGAACUUCGGGGACUUCGGCUGGGUAUCGACGCCUCGCUAUGGCUGUUUCAUGCGCUUCAGAGCUCUGGCGGUGCCAAUCCGCAUCUCAGGCUUUUGUUCUACCGACUUGCUAAGCUGCUUAGUUUGCCUGUACUACCCGUCUUCGUUUUUGAUGGACCCAAGAGACCGACCUGGAAGCGAGGUAAGCUGGUCAGCGGCAGACAACAAGUGAUUGAGGAGCCUUUCUCAUACCUCAUUGAAGCAUUUGGAUACCAGUGGCAUCGCGCACCAGGCGAGGCCGAAGCCGAGCUGGCUUAUCUCAACCAAGUGAACCUCAUCGAUGCUGUGUUGACGGACGAUUCUGACGCACUGCUCUUUGGUGCACAUGUCGUGAUUCGCAACUGGGGCAAGAAUCUCUCAGGCACCAUGGCUUUCAGUAGGACCACGUCCACAAGUGGCGACAUGUUUGACCAGGCUGCGGCUUCAACUCAAGACAUUACUACAGCCAGCGCUGCUUCACGGCCUCAGCUUUCCGGACAGGACGGCAAUCAUCUCAUAACGCUGUACAAUACGCUCGAGCUUUCCAACCGCUAUUACAUGGGCCUUGACCGUGACGCUCUCAUAUUAAUUGGUCUCAUGUCUGGCGGCGACUACGACACGACUGGCUUACUUCAGUGCGGAAUUAAGAUCGCUGUUGCCCUUGCCCGCUCCGGGUUCGGUUACAGCUUGAACAGAGCUUUCAAAGCAUCCUACACCAGUCAAGAAUCCGCCUCGCAUACUUGCCCCAAGUUCGAACGAUUCCUCAAGACUUGGCGGGAAAACGUGCGCGAAGAACUGCGCACCAACAAGAUAGGGUUCCUCCCCUCAAAAAGACCCAAGCUCGCAUCAACCAUUCCCAACAACUUUCUGUCCACGCCCGAAUCUCGCAAAGUGCUGGCGUACUAUCUUUAUCCGCUGACGUCUCAGAGCAACAAGCAGUUUGAUCCUAGUUUUUUUUAUUUCAAGGGUGGGAUGGCCGAGCCUGAUUUGAAGAGGCUUGCGCGAUUGACCCAAAUCUACUUUAAGUGGUCCAAGGAAGCUAUUCUGUCCAAGUUUCGUACGAUUUUGGGGCCGGGCGUGGUAGUGCGUAGACUGCGACAGGAGUCGCUCGAGAUUACUGCUUGGACAGAAGAGCAAGUUAUGAGUUGGAGGGUGCGUCAACAGUUCAUAUUCAUCGACGUUGCUUCUGUGGCAAGAAGAGUUUCAGUCUCUACGACGCAACAGAAGAGCCGAGCGCUACACGAUAGCCCCAACGCAACACGUAUAACUGAUUUCUUCGCUAAGGCUGCCAUUGCCACCAGGCCCUGUGCAGGGACCGCGGAAACUGUAGACCACUUGGAAACUUCUCUGUCAUCGCUGCCAGCGUUUAGAUCAUCUGUCAAAAUCCUCGCCAUCAAAAUGCAGCGCAGACACGCCGCUCUCGAUCCAUUCCGCGACUUUCGCGUGCUGGUCCCCAUGGAGGAGUUCGCCGAACUAGCACAGCUAGGCAUUGACGACGCUUUGGAUACAAGACUGGCAUCUGAGCGAAUGCAAGGCAACGAGUCUGACACAGACCGAUUAGGAGACCAGCAAGAAGACACGCGAACAAGGCCCAAAUCAGGAAUGGCCGGUAAGAGGCCCGAUCCGGGGUCGCCGCUGCUCAUGUGGAUUGCAGAACCGCUGCUGGAGUUGAGUACAAGUGGAGCUGGUCCGCUCCACGAAUUUCUAGAUGAGGUGGAAAAGAAAGCUGCUGCGGCACAAGCAAAGGAGCUCAGGAAGAAAGCUGCGACCGAGGCUAGAAGCAAGGCGAAUCAGACGACGUUGUCGCCAUUCAUCGAGUCGAGCGUCAAACCGUCGUUGAGAAAUCAGGUAAAAGCGACGCCGAAGGGCCCUCAGUCAAGUGACACCUCCUCGAAACGAUCGAGUCUAGUGCAAGAGUCGACAAGCGGCGCGGUGGAAGCGCCCCACACGCCGAGACAGCUCAGAGUGCCAAGUGGGAUGCAGAGAAGUUUGAGGCGGACCGAAUCCGUUCCCGUACCCAUCGCCACUACCGAUCAGACGAGCGCGGGCUUUGCAGCACCAGCACCAUGCAGGGGUCGGGGUCAAAGUAGACACAUCUCUCUGCCUGAUGCCACAUCCGCGCUCAUGCGCUCCUCCGAUGCCGAUGGCGAAGAGGCGGAUUCAAGCAUUGAAUUUCUCGGAGCCGUGGUCUCCGAUCGCCUUGCUAGCGGUGGAGCGGGGCACAGCCGGGCCGCAACACCACCACGUUCCACCUCGAAUGGUAGCGAGGAGCAGAGACGACCGAACAAAUCGCCUCGAAAGCUUCUCACACCUGCACCACAUCGCACCACGACUUCAAGAUCAACUCCAAGUCAACGUGCGCUCGCGGAACCUGUAAUCAUCGACUCCGAAGAUUCCGACUGCGACGACCAUGACGCAGAGCUUCUGAACGCCGCAGUCAAGCCGUUCAGCACACGUUUAGCUGAAUCCAUGGCACAAUGA
Messenger RNA from Mycosarcoma maydis (corn smut), 2595 nucleotides. RefSeq lists its product as uncharacterized. Gene Ontology annotation, molecular function: 5'-flap endonuclease activity. The record is from RefSeq and is a predicted model, not a curated record. NCBI's taxonomy places the organism in Eukaryota, Fungi, Basidiomycota, Ustilaginomycetes, Ustilaginales. The coding region runs from base 1 to 2595 and encodes 864 amino acids. The transcript has a single exon.